Nicotiana attenuata is the source of this 1510-nucleotide messenger RNA. RefSeq names its product 3-deoxy-manno-octulosonate cytidylyltransferase, mitochondrial-like. The record is from RefSeq and is a predicted model, not a curated record. Gene Ontology annotation, molecular function: 3-deoxy-manno-octulosonate cytidylyltransferase activity. Bases 107 to 1000 code for a protein of 297 amino acids. Gene Ontology annotation, cellular component: cytosol. The transcript has 8 exons. Lineage: Eukaryota; Viridiplantae; Streptophyta; Magnoliopsida; Solanales; Solanaceae.
UCUUCAACUUUCCACAUUGAAAUAAACAGCGACAAAUUCCCAAUUUCUCUAACUACUCUCAACUUUCGCAGCUGGGAAAACUGAAAACCGGAAAAGCACAUUGCCGAUGUCGAUCUGCAGCUCGUCAUCGUCAUCGUCAUCGUCAUCGUCAAGCUCUACAAAAUCAUGGAUCCUUCACGGUUUAGCUGUGGGAGCUGCAAUAGCCGUAGCUCUCGGGGCUCGCGCUUACGUUGCCGGAUCCAGCAAGUUACGGAGCCGGGUCAUAGGAAUUAUACCCGCCCGUUUUGCUUCUACUCGAUUUCAAGGAAAACCCCUAGUUCAAAUUCUCGGCAAGCCCAUGAUCCAGAGAACAUGGGAAAGGGCAAAGCUUGCUGAGACAUUGGAUCAAGUUGUUGUGGCAACAGAUGAUGAAAAGAUAGCUGAGUGCUGUCGGAGUUUCGGUGCUGAAGUGAUAAUGACUGCUGAAUCAUGUAGAAAUGGAACCGAGCGUUGUACCGAAGCUCUUGAAAAGCUUGGUAAGAAGUAUGACAUUGUUGUUAAUAUACAAGGAGAUGAACCUCUUAUUGAACCUGAAAUAAUAGAUGGUAUUGUCAAAGCCCUGCAGGCUGCACCAGAUGCAGUCUUUAGCACUGCUGUGACGUCCUUGAAACCUGAGGAUGCAUUUGAUCCAAAUCGUGUAAAAUGUGUGGUUGACAAUCGUGGUUAUGCAAUAUAUUUUUCACGAGGGCUUAUCCCUUAUAACAAGUCAGGCAAGGUUAAUCCUCAGUUUCCUUACUUGCUGCACCUCGGGAUCCAGAGCUAUGAUACUAAGUUCCUGAAGAUAUAUCCAGAACUGACACCAACACCAUUGCAACUAGAAGAAGAUCUUGAACAGCUAAAGGUCCUCGAGAAUGGAUACAAAAUGAAGGUCAUAAAAGUUGACCAUGAGGCCCACGGUGUUGACACCCCGGAAGAUGUAGAGAAGAUAGAGCGGUUCAUGCGCAAGAGAAACUUGGCUUAGAGUAAAGAGAGUUAUUUUUUGAUAACUUAUGCGACUGCUAGUGCUAUAAAGGUGAAGUUCUUUGGUUUCCAUUUGCACUUUGAAUUAACAUGUCAUUUGUCUUUCAGAGUUAUUUUUGUGAAGAAAAAGAAAUAGGAACUUACUGUAUCAACAACAACACUAACAUACCCAAUGUAAUCCCACAAGUGGGGUCUAGGGAGGGUAAAGAGUAUGCCGCCUUACCCCUACCUUGUGCAGGUAGAGAGGUUGUAUGUAUCAAUGCUGCAAAAAGUUCAUAUUUAGUUUUCUAUGAUGUGUAUGUUUCACUUAGGUAUUCAUUGCUGUGGUAAGGUUGUGUAUUCUUAUUCUUUAAUUGGUGGAAGUUAGAUUUUGUCGAUAGACAGCCCUCUCUGUGUAUGCCCAUAGUUGAGGUUGCGGGCUGUUGCUGAAAGCUAUUUUGAGAUAUAACUUGCCGGGAUUGUUUGUUGUUGUAUCUUCCAUGAGUUUGAUAAAUAUUUUCUGCUUUGUUUA